AUGAAGUCCUUCGCCAUUGUCGCCGGCCUUGCAGCCUUCGCCGCCGCCCACGGCGACCAUGGCCAUGACCAGCGGCCAAUUGAAGGCCCGCACAAGGGCCUUUGGUACAACACGCUGCCCGGUGACGGUGGUACCCAAGCCGAUUCCGUUUUCUCUGGCAUCUCGACCUUUGGUCGCAUCCAGUACUCGCCCUGUCUCUCCACCGACGACGUCAAGUACGACAUUGCAUUCAUCGGCGCUCCGUUUGACACCGGUACCUCUUACCGGCCGGGUGCUCGUUUCGGCCCCAGCGGUAUCAGACAAGGUUCCCGCCGUCUCAACCUCUACGGUGGAUACAACGUCCCCCUCGACGCAAACCCGUUCAACAGCUGGGCCACUGUCAUUGACUGCGGAGACAUCCCAGUCACUUCGUUCGACAAUGGUUGGGCCAUCAAGCAGAUCGAGGAGGGUCACAACAGCGUCCUCUCGCGCUCUCCAGCCACCAAUUCGCACAUGAAAGGCCUGUCCAAGAAGGGCAAAACGCUUCCGCGCAUCAUCACGCUCGGCGGCGACCACACCAUCAGCCUGCCUCUGCUGCGCAGCAUCAACCGUGAAUACGGUCCGGUCAGCGUCAUUCACUUCGACAGCCACCUGGACACGUGGCGGCCCAAGGUCUUUGGUGGUGCUCCCAGCGAGCAGGCCUCGAUCAACCACGGCACGUACUUCUACCAUGCUGCUCAGGAGGGGCUGCUGGCCAACGACUCCAACAUCCACGCCGGCAUCCGCACGACGCUGUCCGGGCUCUCCGACUACGAGAACGACGGCUAUUGCGGCUUUGAGAUUGUCGAGGCGCGUGAGAUCGACACGAUUGGCAUGGACGGCAUCAUCAAGAAGAUCCGCGACCGGGUCGGCACCGAGAGACCUGUGUACCUCAGCAUCGACAUCGACACGCUCGACCCUGCCUUCGCGCCGGCCACGGGCACUCCCGAGACGGGGGGUUGGUCGACGCGCGAGCUCCGCACCAUCAUCCGUGGGCUCGACGGCCUCAACCUCAUCGGGGCCGACAUUGUCGAGGUUGCGCCGGCGUACGACACCAACGCCGAGCACACGACCAUGGCUGCUGCCGACGCGCUGUUCGAGGUCAUGACCAUCAUGGUCAAGCGGGGUCCGCUCAGCCUCAACACCGUCGGCGACAACAUGGAGGAGCUCUGA
Messenger RNA from Diplodia corticola, 1191 nucleotides. Its product is annotated as agmatinase 1. The transcript is spliced from 7 exons. Gene Ontology annotation, molecular function: metal ion binding; agmatinase activity. The record is from RefSeq and is a predicted model, not a curated record. Lineage: Eukaryota; Fungi; Ascomycota; Dothideomycetes; Botryosphaeriales; Botryosphaeriaceae. Bases 1 to 1191 code for a protein of 396 amino acids.